Molecule: messenger RNA, 849 nt
Organism: Macrosteles quadrilineatus (aster leafhopper)
Lineage: Eukaryota; Metazoa; Arthropoda; Insecta; Hemiptera; Cicadellidae
Product: putative gustatory receptor 28b
Exons: 1
Coding region: 1-849 (282 amino acids)
Biological process (GO): sensory perception of taste
Cellular component (GO): neuronal cell body; membrane; axon
Source: RefSeq, a predicted model, not a curated record
AUGGCUACUAUAGAGGUCGUUGCUUUUGCUAGCGUUCCAGUAGUGAGCAUGAUCUACAACUGGAAAUACUUUGACCAUUGUGAGCAAAUCUGGGCAGAUGUAGGAUGUCUGAUGGAACGUCUAAACCUGACAUACACGUCAAGACAACAGAAGAUGAUUCUCUGUGGGGUCCUCGCACAGUACUUGGCUCUAGCAGUUGCCGUUUGGACUGGUAAAGCUAAAGCUAUGUACCUUGUUCUAUCGAGCUUCACAUAUGGUUGUUUCCUGGCACCCCAAGUAUAUCACGUGAUAUUCGUGGUCACAUUCCAAAGACUCUUCAGAGCUGUUAAUGAAAGAAUCAUUGAAGUAAACUCAUCAGCAGGAACUGUUAGCUCUCAAACAACAGCUUCGCAGUUGGCAAACGCAUUUCAACUGUACACUGAACUCCAGGAGGUUGUUCAAAAGAUGAAUUCUUACUUCACUCUUUACUUGCUCUCCGUCCAGUUCGUCCGCAGUUUCUUCUUGUGUAAUGAAGGAUUCACAUUUCUAGUCACAGCUGGAUCCGAACAAUUAACUUGGCCAAGGCUCAUCUACAUAGUUCUCAACUUAACAGCUCUGUUGUCUCAUUGCGCUGCGUGUGAGGCUUGUUGUCAAGAAGCUCACAAAACAGUUAUCCUCGCCCAUCAGCUGGUCACGUAUAACUCUCCUGGUGUUAUUAUCGAGACAGUCAGUCUGUUCUCUCUAGCGACGUUCAACGCCAAAGUCAGCUUCAGUGUUGGAGGAGUCUUCUCUAUAGACAUGUCUCUAGUUACCAAGAUGCUCUCGCUUGUAAUCAGCUACCUCAUUGUAGUGCUACAACUCACUGACUAA